AGUAAUGACGUCAGCUACAGGCGCUCAACGAUUUGAUUGGUGGAACACUUCUGAGAUCACAGUUUAACUUCCGUGUCACACAGCUAAAACAUGGCGGAUAAAGAUAAGAAGAAAAAGGAGAGCAUCUUCGACUUGUCAAAAUACAUUGACAAGUCGAUUCGUGUAAAGUUUCAAGGAGGACGAGAAGCUAGCGGGGUCCUGAAGGGUUUUGAUCCUCUGUUGAACCUGGUGCUUGAUGGCACAAUCGAGUACAUGCGUGAUCCAGAUGACCAGCUGAAGCUGACAGAAGACACCCGGCAGCUAGGGCUGGUGGUCUGUAGAGGAACCUCCGUAGUGCUAAUCUGCCCCCAGGACGGCAUGGAGGCUAUCCCAAACCCGUUCAUACAGCAACAGGAUGGCUAACACACAGCCUGCCGCUCGCUGAGUUACAUUCUCACACACAAAUACAACCAUGCACACACUUGAACAUUUUGUGGAGUUUUUUGUUUUUCAUUUUUCAAAAACAUAAAAGGUAAUAAUGCGUCCCACAAAGCAAAUUUGUUAAAAAUCAUAAGUUAACCAGCUAAAGGACACAUGAAAGCACUUCACUUUUUUCUGUCUGUGGUGUGCAAUUUUGC
Messenger RNA from Etheostoma cragini (Arkansas darter), 617 nucleotides. It is a transcript of the gene lsm7, whose product is annotated as LSM7 homolog, U6 small nuclear RNA and mRNA degradation associated. Lineage: Eukaryota; Metazoa; Chordata; Actinopteri; Perciformes; Percidae. The record is from RefSeq and is a predicted model, not a curated record. Gene Ontology annotation, molecular function: RNA binding. Gene Ontology annotation, cellular component: catalytic step 2 spliceosome; U12-type spliceosomal complex; spliceosomal tri-snRNP complex. Bases 91 to 402 code for a protein of 103 amino acids. Gene Ontology annotation, biological process: mRNA splicing, via spliceosome; nuclear-transcribed mRNA catabolic process. The transcript is spliced from 4 exons.